Molecule: messenger RNA, 4707 nt
Organism: Mus musculus (house mouse)
Lineage: Eukaryota; Metazoa; Chordata; Mammalia; Rodentia; Muridae
Gene: Sertm2
Product: serine rich and transmembrane domain containing 2
Exons: 3
Coding region: 1107-1376 (89 amino acids)
Cellular component (GO): cytoplasm; plasma membrane
Source: RefSeq, marked validated
CUCUGGGGCUUCGCGCGCCAGCUCAGGCAGAGCUGAGCUGAGCGGAAUCUUCACCUUGCUUGCUUUUGCUAAACUGUUGCCUGCAAAGGAGGAACCAGGGACUUAACUAAUUGAGGCUGCUUCUAUUCAAAUGUUCCAAAAGGGCAUCUACACAGCCAGAGACUUGGCGGUGCUCUUUGCAGCUUAGAAGAAACGGGCAUCAGAAACUGCAUUCUGGAGCUAUACUCCAGAGAUGCUCCUGAACAAGUUGUCUGCAGGUGCAAGCUUCAAGGGGGAUAUUUAAAUCGCCAGCCGUACUCAUUCUGUGACUCAGGAAAGGAAAACUAAUCUGUUGAAGAAUCCUAACAGUUGAGCCCUGACCAGUUGUCAGCAUCUCUGAGACCUUCUCCUCCUCUUCCUCUUCCUCCUCCUCCUCCUAAGAAUCAGUGGGUGUGACAACACCUUCCCUUCAGCCUACCACAAGGAAUUGCCACAAAGCUGUAGACAAUUCAUUUCCUGUAUUCUUAUAUCCUUCAAGCUGGGAAUCUGCCAGGAGCAUUACAGUCUCCAACCUUAGAGGACACUGACAAAUUCAGACAUAACGGGUGAAAACUGAAUGCUGAGCCUGAGAUACCCAAAACCUUUUGCAAACAGUCUCACAGAAGAACCCAAUUAAAUUUACACCAUCAGUCUGAAGAGCUAGGUGAGCCGUAGAUAAAAGGAGCCUUUUAUCCUUUUCCAAAAAAAGCAAAAUUCCUAGGUGAUUCUUGUCUCCAUGCCAGUAUUAUAAAGCAGUUUUACCAUAUUUAUUUUCACUGGUGUAAAAUUAAGAGUGUGAGAACUGAAUAUAGAUUGAUUUAUUUAUUUAUUUUUCCAAUUAUUUAGCUAAACUUGCUAAGACGAUCUGAUAAACCAAUUAAGGAGAGGGCUGCUUGCUAGAGGGAAGGGAAGCGCAACAAUUGGCAACUUAGAAGACCACUUCCGUCUUGCUUAGACACUACUGAUUUUGCUCUGUAGCAGAUUGUUAGAACGCGACCAAUACAUUCACAGACAGGCUAAGGGACUGUGGAAUGCCUCAAGGGCAGUAGAAAUCGAAUAGAAGCAAAUAUCAACUCAAGUCUUGAGUGAUGACGGAGGUACUUUUUAAGUAUCAUGGAAAUCUCACUGGACGGGCUCAUUUUCCCACUCUGGCAACAGAGGCUGACACCACUUCAGACAAGUAUUCCAACCUGUACAUGUAUGUAGGGUUAUUCCUGAGUCUCCUGGCCAUUCUUCUCAUCCUGCUCUUCACAAUGCUUCUUCGGCUCAAACAUGUCAUCUCACCCAUCACUGAGAGCACUGAAAGUGUUCCUCAGUUUACAGAUGUAGAGAUGCAAAGUCGAAUUCCCACUCCUUAAAGUCAGGAUUAUGCUGAGACUUGGCGGAUAGAAGCAAACCCUGGCAUGCUGACAUCUAGGGAGGCUUCCUUUCUCACGUGAGACUUCCCACGUACCAACAAGCUGCUGUGUUUGAUGCUCGUCAUUCUGCUUCUUGGCUGUGCUUGUGGGACCUCUAAGAGGCUCAAGAGUCAUUCUUUUAACGGAAUAUGGGGAAAUAGCAGCUGGCUGGGCUGGCAGGUUUCCAUAGUAACCAGAGAGCCUGAGCCUUGAACAAACCUCAGACCACAGAAAUUCAUAAGCAGCAGUUGUUAAAACACAAGAUCCCUGGAAGCUGCAAAAGUGAACAAGACUUUACCUUUGAAUGUGUAAGGACCCCUCCCCCAGAAAAAAUGUCAGGCUUUAAUUUAUUACCUUAGCCCUAAAGAAUUGCUUCACACACAACACAGACAUCACCUGACAUGAAGCUAAAUCAUGCUACAGAUGAAUGGUAAGGAUUGUUCAUCUUUCCUCAAAAGAGCAUCAGAUUUCUUCAAAAUGAAAGAAGAUAUUUAAAGAACCUGUUACAAUUUAAAGAGAAAUUUUACAAAACAUUCUGGUGAAAAAAAUGUGUUUAUUGUGUCUGUGUUGUUACUAUGACUGAACUUUUUAAAACUCUGAUGAUUGCAGAUGUAUUACUACAAUCUGAGACAAGGAGCUGCCUCCAAAUCAAGGGAAAAAAUUAAGUCAAAUUGUUCUCAUAAUAAGGAUUUCUACAUUAUAGAUGCAGCUUCUUUUUUGCCCUCCCAGGAUUGAGUUGCACAUGAAUAUGAACUUGAUUUGAAGGCGGACUUGGCAAAGAAGGCCCAAGUGUAUUUCAAAGCAGAAAUGAAAUGGUCUUGCGAUUCUGUUACUGAGUGACUGUGACUUUGACUGAAGACUGCCAGCAUUCUGGGUCUCAAGUUUUUCUUGUUCAAAACUGUUCAGAGAGCUAUUUCAUCCUCAGUUUUUAGAUAUGCGCAUAAGACAAACUGAGAUGAAGGGAGAUAGGACUAAGAGUUACUCUGCAACAGAUUCUUUAUAAGAUCAAUGUCCUCAAACAUUACAUUUGUCUUUCCCAGAAAAUGCUCCUCCCUUCCUAAUCCCUGCCAAAAAAUGAAGUGUUUCGCUUAUUAUCUAUAAGAGAAAUAUAUUUUGAAAAUUUCCAUUCUCAUGAGUAGCUCUAGUGUGCCAGUAAUGGAUAAUUUAAUUAAAAAAAAAAAACUUGACUUUCCAAAGUGAAACCAAAGGAGACGAGUGACGUUUACAAAUUAGAAAUUGCAAAAUUAGUCAUAGUUUUGCCACCAAAGAAAUGGUAUAUCUGUCUUAGAUUUUACCUGCACGCACACGCACACACACACACACACACACAAAUAAGCUGCCCCUUGUAAUUAAAGCAUGGUCAUCAAAUUUCAAGUCCCCUUGGGGACUGAGGUGGUGGUAUUAAAAUGGACUGGAUGUGAAAUUCACGGCACCUGUGCCAGGCAUAUAUCUUUUUUGGUCUGUAACCAAUUUAGAUUGGCCCCUUUACUGUGAUCUAAAUCUAGCAUGGUGGUGAAAUUCCCAAGAGCGUUCUACUUUUAUACACAGUCAUUUGCCAAUGCUCUCCUCUCCAAGGGGCUGCACAGUGUAAAAUCCCCACAUGCAGAAACUGACUGCCACACCUGUUACAACUGUGCACCAUCAGUGAUAGCAGCUGCAUUCUCCAUGAUUCAUAAAAAAUUAUCAGGUAGGCUAAGACUUGGAUAAGACUUUGGGCGUUAUAUUUUCAAAGUGUACAGUCACUCUUACAGGAAUACAUAUUGGUAGGUUAGGUUGUGUCUAUAUCAAUACUUAGACUCCAUGGACUUUUAAAAUGUUUUACUUUUCACUCUACAUGGGCUUUUCCCAGGGCUGGCAAUUUAGCCAAGAACUUAAGGCCACAGGUAUCCCCUCAUUCCAGGUUCUCCUUCUGGUGUCCACAGUAUUUGAAUGCACUUUACAGUAGAAAAGUCAGUGGCUGGAAAAUAUUGGAUCUGCUUACACUUUGAACAACAGUGAACAGCAAGCUCCUUCGUGCCUUGCUGAAGCUGAUAAAGAUGUAGCCUGUGCAUGACCUAACCACCCCACCCCAAACAUUAGAAUAUUAAAACUGCUUUGGAAGUACUCCGUUAGGUGAUGAUUCCUAAUUUAUGAUGGUGUUGCUCACCAAGAAAACAACCACCCUCUUUCAUCACAGCAACCCCUAUGGGAUGCAGAUCUUAACUUAGCAUUAGCCAUGGCACACAGCAGAAAUUACACCAAAAUAGCAACAUAAUCCACCACAGUUUCAAGUGAUAUGACAUAAAUGGAAAUGCGUUUAAGCAGAUGUGUCAUUACGGUAACUCACACGGUAUUUAUUCUUUAAGAAAACAAAUGGAACGCUUUCAUGACGGCAAAGAAAAGAACAUCUCUAUUUCUUUUCAAGUAUAUUAUUUCCUCAAAAUGUAUUAGUAAGCAUAUUACUGCUUUAAAAGUCAGCUAUAAUAAUCAGUGGACAUUAAUUUAUUUUUCUGUGCAAAAUACAGACUUAACAAUUCCCUGCCCCACCCCAUUCUCCCUCAAUUUAUGUAUUAUCUGGGAUAUGAACAUUUAGGUCACUUACAUGUAUAAGUACUCUAUUUUAAGAAAAAUAUACACUUUACUGAACCAUAUGUAUAUUAAAAAAUGCUCAUAUAUCAACAAAUCCCAGCAAUUUAGCCUACUACAAACACCACCCGAAUUCUCCAAAUUAAAUACAAUAUUAUUAUGGGCACUACUAAAGAUGUACAUUGCAUAUAUUUCAGAAUCAUUAAUCAUAUGAAACAAGGCAUAUUGCAAAGGGUUAUGGAUUAUAUAUUGAGCAACAAAUGCUAAUGUUAAGCAAGUAAAGAUGAGUUUAUCCAGUCUAAACUUCCUAUUGAUGCCAAAUUCAAAAUAUUGGACAUCAGUAACUAAUUUUGAAUGUGCAGAUCCUACAAUACUUACUAAAUAGGUAGAAGGGGUCCAUUUAAUACAUUUAAAUAGUUACAUUAAGUAAUACGUUUUAUUCACCCACAUUUGUACAAGGUAACUUUGGUGUUUUUUGUUUUUUGUUUUACAAAAAUGAAGAGUUCUGUGGCAAAACUGGAACUUCUUUGAUUUUAAUUCAUUUAUAUUUGAAUUAGAUUCAUGUUGUAUUGAAAUGGAAUCAGAGUUAUAUUAAUAUUCAGCAUGUCGCUUUGAACCCUGGAUAAUAAAUGCUCUUUUGUUUGCUGAUAACAAAUGUGUGUCCUCUGAAGAUGUAAAUGGCAUUGCAUUAGCUUCUGUAUUGCAAUAUAAAUUAUAAUAACUGUGA